This is a messenger RNA of Chara braunii, 1706 nucleotides long. The record is from the annotation of a GenBank genome assembly. NCBI's taxonomy places the organism in Eukaryota, Viridiplantae, Streptophyta, Charophyceae, Charales, Characeae.
AUGGGCUAGAAAUGACACUACCGAAAGGAAGAAGCCAAGCAGAACUUAGUGAAUCGUAGUGGGGUUGCUCGUUAUUAAGUGAGACGUUUUUGUGGAUAGAAAUUAGUUGGAAUACGAGAGAGGAAUGGCGUCGCGUGAGAGUCACCAUCUACCUGGCUGCGAGUCUCUGGCAUGAUUAUGAAUCAAAUUUCGAUCAAGGGAUGGAAGGCUAUCUGCUGUUACUCACAGGGAUGGCAGAAGUGAGGCUUAGAGUUUGGGAGAGGAAAGGUCCAGGGGUGGACACAAGUGAAGUUAUGAAGGAAAUCAAAAUGCUUCCAGCUAAAGACUUUACUCUUUCGGUCCAUUACAUUAGGACCACGCUCCCAGAUUUUAUUGUUGAAGAGGUGUUUUUUGGUCAAGAAAGGGUAGAGAUGGCCGAUGAAGCAGCACUAAGGGUACCAGAUAGAGGGUACAAGGAACAGGUCAAGUGCAAGGUGGUGCGACAGGCGGAGAACAGCCUUAGCAAGCGCAACAGGCUCACGACAAUCAAAACCAAAAUCAGUUCCAAGGACAAAGACACGGGCAAGGACAGAGUAGAGGUAGGAGCGGAGGAAGAGGAAAUGGUCAAGGAGGAAGAAGGAAUGUCCAAGGUGGAAGAGGAUUUGGAGGAAGAGGACAUGGCGGAUAAGGAGGAGGCUGGGGCAAUCAAGGAAGCCCUCAGAGCGGCAAUGACACGAAAGGGAGGGGUGGCGGGGCCUUCCAGGCCAGCUUCUGGCAGGGAACGGAGACAGGGAUCACAGCGGGUAACCAGGGACACAGAUGGAAUGCCGAUCUACAAGAAGGGGGACAAUUUGAGGUUGUUCCUGAGGGAGUUCGAGGACCAUGCAUUCAGGAGGGAGUGGGACAUCCCAACCAUGCUGCUCAAAGUUAAUGGUGUGGGGGAGUGCCAAUUGAAGAUUGAGGAAAUCACCACCGACUGCCUGGGCUGGAUAACAUUUAAAACAGAGAUGUGGACCGAAUAUGGGGACUUGAGGAGCAACGAAAUCGAGGAGGACAUCAUCUUCGACGGGACUAAUAUGGAGGAUUUUGAGGAGAGUAUUGCUCUGUGUGCAGAAAUGAAAGGGUGGAAGGAAGAAGAGAAGUUGGAACAGAUGACUGUGAGUGGCUCCCUCCUUGAAGGAGGAGCCGAGGUAGCCGAGAAAUUUGAGGGAGCAGGAAGGAGCCAGAGAGGGAAUGACAAAGAUGGAAAGGUGGAGGCUUCGAUUAGAGAGCUCCAAGAAAGGGUAAUAGAGAAGGAGGAAUUACUCACUCAGGGAGUAGCAAGUCACAUCCCUGAAAUCCUGAGGGAGAUCCAGAGAUUGAGAAAAAGGGAAGAAAGCAGGGAUGCACAGGUGGAAAAGAUGGGAAAAGAAGUGGAAAGCAUGAGUGCUGAAAUGAACAAAGUAAGGGAAGAACAGCAAGAGCUUAAGAAGCAAGUGGAGUCGUUGAACAUUGCCCUGGGUAGUAAGAACAAGGAAGUGGAAAAAGAGAGGGUUGAGCGACAAAAGUUGGAGAAGGAGGUUGGCAAGCUGGAAGGGAGAGUCAAUAAUCAGGAAAAAGAGAUGGAGGCUCUCAAGAAGGUUAGUCAAGAAGGAGCAGCAUAGAUGCCUAUGAAAAUAGUUGAAUGGAACGACGGGCUUGGGUUUGAGAUCAGGAAUGUUACGGGAACACUUCAUGCCCCAGGACAA